CUCAAGGCUUUGCAAGCCCAGCUCCGCCAGACACAGAAAGAACAAGCCACACAGUUCUCUGAGACACUAAAGGAGAAAAACGCUCUUGGCCUUCAACUCCGGGGCACUAUGCAACACCUGCGUGAAAGCCAGGAGCGCUAUAACAACCUCUUCAAACACUGCAGAGUGUUGGAGAAGCAGAUAGAAGAUCUGCAGGCAGCGAUUAGCAAGGGGCCACAAAACACGGAUGCUGCUCCGGGAGCUCACCAGGAAAACACCGGAGAGAGUCAUCUUAAAGAACUCCAGGAGCUACAGCAAAGAUUUUCAGAAUCCCAGCAGCAGCUGUGCAACAGCAAACAAGAACAAGAUGAAUUAAGGAAGCUGCUGGAAGCAGAACAACAUCGGAGAGUGGCUGCUGAGAGCCAGCGAGUGGCCGCUGAGAAUCAGAGGGUGGCUGCUGAGAACGCCCUCUCCAUGGUGGAGGAACAGAUCAGGCGGUAA
This is a messenger RNA of Otolemur garnettii (small-eared galago), 480 nucleotides long. Its product is annotated as golgin subfamily B member 1-like. Bases 109 to 480 code for a protein of 123 amino acids. The transcript is spliced from 4 exons. NCBI's taxonomy places the organism in Eukaryota, Metazoa, Chordata, Mammalia, Primates, Galagidae. The record is from RefSeq and is a predicted model, not a curated record. Gene Ontology annotation, cellular component: endoplasmic reticulum-Golgi intermediate compartment; cis-Golgi network; membrane.